This is a messenger RNA of Vanessa atalanta (red admiral), 999 nucleotides long. RefSeq lists its product as uncharacterized. Lineage: Eukaryota; Metazoa; Arthropoda; Insecta; Lepidoptera; Nymphalidae. Bases 1 to 969 code for a protein of 322 amino acids. The transcript is spliced from 3 exons. The record is from RefSeq and is a predicted model, not a curated record.
AUGGCUCUUUGUCGAUACUGUUUCGCGUUUUUGUCUUUUUUCGCGUGUGUUUCGGCCAUCGUUGGUCCAGCAGCGAAUAGUUCUAAAGUUGUUAUUGUAACGAAAGCAGACACUUACCUCGAUGCCUAUUCCAAAUCUCGAGUGGAUGCCGAAAAAGCGAAAGAGGGUGUAGUGAUCGUAACGGCUAAGGAUGGAGAGAAAAAAAUAUCUAACCGUGAUGAUAGCUACAAUUCCGGAUAUGAUUAUUCACCUCCGUACUCAAGCAGCGACAGCUUUAGUUCAUCUGGAUCUCCGAGUUAUUCUGGACCUUCUAGCUAUUCUGGUUCUUCGAACAGCUAUGUACCUCCGUCAAGUUAUGGACCGCCGGUAAAAUUUGAAUCGGAUGUUACGUAUACUUCACCACCCAAUACUUAUGGACCACCUGCUUCAAAUUAUGGACCUCCAGCGCAUAGUUACGGGCCUCCCGCUCAGAGUUACGGACCUCCUGCGCACUCUUAUGGGCCACCAGCUCCAGUUUACGGGCCUCCAAUUCACAAACCUGCACCACUUGCCCCAGUUUAUGGGCCCCCUCUUAAACCGUCCUAUGGUGUCCCUUACACAGCCCCAGGACUAAGUUUCUUUGACAAAUUGUCAUUGAAAUUGGAUAUUUUGACGAUUGCAAAAUUGAUGCUGAAAUUCCUUAUAUUUAAAAAAAUCGUCACUAUGAUCGCUGUGGUGUGCAUGUUGCUCGUCAUCCCCAAGUUAAUAUCUUUCAAAAAAGAUAAAGACGGAACUGAAGAGGACGAACGCAAAUUUGGUGGUCGUAAUGUGGUGGAAUUAAAUUCAGCACAACAGUUGUUAGAGAGAGCUAUGAACGUGUAUGGACGACAGCGCGCCGAUUGUGGCCUCACGUGUCGCGUGCGCAGCGUCAUUGACGACAUUUACGACUUUCAACCCUAUUUCAGAGUCAACGGCAACGCAGAGUCGUAAUCGAUCGCAAGGUGAAAAGGCGUAAUUCGU